CGUUCCCUCCCCGAAGUAGAACUGGAGGAUAAACUGACAUGGGAGCAGAUUUAAAUGACUUUUGCAGCCGCUGUGUUACUGUUGUCAUAUGUCCACAGACCACAGAUCAGUUAGAUCUCAAAACUCUUGCUCGAAGACAAAUCGCCGGUGACGAGCAGCGAGACAGAAUAAUGUUUGAUUCCAAAACAGCAGGGAAUUCCCACCUGUCCAUGGGGGCUGAGCUGAUCGUGGACCUGGGUCCGGUGUCAGCUCCAGACUGUCAAACACAGCACGUUGAACCUGCAGAGGUGACAGAUAAACUACACGCAGACUCUGAGCAGCCGGGGAAGAUCUGCGCCGUUCCAAUCCACCGGCGUCCAGAGCUGCUGACUCCGUGUGCAGACCUGAUCAACUCCGAGUGGCAGCGAAGCCAGGGCGCCCGACUCCACUUCCUCCAGAAGUCCUGUCCAGAGUUCCCCAUCUCCCUGGUUCUCCUGCAGGGCCACAAAGACUCAGAGAAGCUGCUCGGCCACGUUCGGCUCUCACGAGUCGUAGGUCACGGCAGCAGCCUGUUCGUUGAAUCAGUGGUCGUGUCUAAGGCGGAGCGAGGGAAGGGGUACGGCCGGAACCUGAUGACCGAGACUGAGCGCUACGCCAGAAGCCGAGGCUUCAGGCGCCUGUGCCUGACCACCCACGAUAAGCAGCACUUCUACGCACACCUCGGCUUUGUUCUGUCCACGCCGGUGCAGAAUGCCGGCGCCAUGAGCACAUUUGUGCCCAUGGAGAUGCUCCUGAAGUUCUCCAGAUUACCGAGCGAAGACACGAGCAUGAGGACACAAGCUCAGAUAAAGAUGGACGCUCAAGGACCACAAGGGAGCACAGACCAGAAGAGUGCAUCACAACCAUGUAGUUUACCCGCUCCUCCACCUACAGCUAUCUCCAUCCUCCCUCCCCCUCCUCCUCCUCCUCCUCCUCCUCCUCCUAUCGCCUCUUCCAUCCUUUCCUCCCCUCCUCCUCCUCCUCCUCCUAAUGCCACCUCCAUCGUUUCCUCCCCUCCUCCUCCUCCUCCUAUCGCCUCCUCCAUCCUUUCCUCCCCUCCUCUCCCUCCCGCUUCUCCUGUAGUUCAGACUCUGACUGAAACUCCGUACAGAGAUGCCAAAGGACUUCCCAUCUUUUGGAUGCACAAAGACAUCUGACACACACACACACACACACACACACACACACACACACACACACACACACACACACACACACACACACACAGAUCAACUCAGGAAUGCCAAAGAUCCUUAACUUUAAAAAUUAGGAUGCUGUACUUUACAACCUGAGUCAUCAUGUCAUGUCAUCAUUGUUUUCUAUUCUGCUUUGCUGUAGACAAAGGUUUGUUAACAUUAAAAUAACUUAUUUUAAUCAAAUCCAAAAUAAAGUCAGUUUAAUGAAAGUGUUGUAUAAA
This is a messenger RNA of Betta splendens (Siamese fighting fish), 1435 nucleotides long. RefSeq names its product N-alpha-acetyltransferase 80. Gene Ontology annotation, cellular component: cytoplasm. Gene Ontology annotation, biological process: protein acetylation. Gene Ontology annotation, molecular function: N-acetyltransferase activity; acetyl-CoA binding. The transcript has 2 exons. NCBI's taxonomy places the organism in Eukaryota, Metazoa, Chordata, Actinopteri, Anabantiformes, Osphronemidae. The record is from RefSeq and is a predicted model, not a curated record. Bases 39 to 1175 code for a protein of 378 amino acids.